AUGGCGCGAACAGUCACUCCGGAACAACUGAAGAAUGGCUACAAGUUAGCCUUCUCACCAGUAUACAGAAUCGAUCCAUGGACAGUGGUCAAGACGCAUACUCGCAUGGCAGAAGCUGAGACGAUGAGGUUCAUCCGUGCUAACACCUCAAUUCCUGUUCCAGAAGUUCAGAAUGCAUACCGCGACGAUACAACGGGCCAUAUCGUUCUUAUUAUGGAUUAUGUGGAAGGGAAAAUGCUCAAAGAUGCGUGGCCUGCCUAUUCUGAAGCGGAACGAGAAUCGGUCAUCUCUCAGCUUCGUGGCUACAUGGCCCAGCUUCGCGGCUUCAAGGGUGACUUUAUUGGGUGCAUCGACGGUACAGCAUGCAACGACCAGUAUUUCUGUGAAGACCCAGAAGGGUAUGGACCGUACAAGACCGAGCAAGACUUCAACCAGGGCAUUGUGAAAGCGAUGAAGAGGGACAACGAGAAUGGAUUUACCGAAUGGAGAUGCACCGUCUGGCUAAGCGUCAUGAAAGAUCAUGAUAUUGUCCUCACGCAUGGUGACUUUGACCCCCGCAACAUUCUUGUUCAAGGUGAUAAGGUUGUGGCUAUCUUGGAUUGGGAGAUGUCGGGUUACUAUCCCACUUACUGGGAAUAUGGAAAGGCUUUGUUACGGCCGGAGUGGGAGAGUGCGUGGAGCCGUAGCAAGGCUGUGGACAAAAUUCUGGAACCGUUUCACAAUGAGCUCGCAGUCAUGUGGUCUUCAAAUGAUGUUCUGUACUGA
Molecule: messenger RNA, 765 nt
Organism: Fusarium musae
Lineage: Eukaryota; Fungi; Ascomycota; Sordariomycetes; Hypocreales; Nectriaceae
Exons: 1
Coding region: 1-765 (254 amino acids)
Source: RefSeq, a predicted model, not a curated record